Molecule: messenger RNA, 2203 nt
Organism: Rosa rugosa (rugosa rose)
Lineage: Eukaryota; Viridiplantae; Streptophyta; Magnoliopsida; Rosales; Rosaceae
Product: fanconi-associated nuclease 1 homolog
Exons: 7
Coding region: 990-1478 (162 amino acids)
Biological process (GO): interstrand cross-link repair
Cellular component (GO): nucleus
Molecular function (GO): 5'-flap endonuclease activity; flap-structured DNA binding; 5'-3' exonuclease activity
Source: RefSeq, a predicted model, not a curated record
AUGAGGAGACAUAAAAAUGCAUGCGAACGCUAAACAUAUAAAUCAUUGUGUUCUUAUAAAUGCCAAACAGAGAGGACCGAUUUGUUGGUGGAUCAAAUAAUUUCACUUCUUUAGGAUUCUCAAUAAGAAACAAAGAGUAAGUAUACGAAAGAAGGGUUUAAUCACCAAAGGCAUACAUCAUUGAAUACUAGGACUACAACAAAAAGAUCUUUAAAGAACGUACUACUUGCUAUCUUUAAAGCAUCAUAUUCAGUCUAAUUUCUUUUUAACUUUUCUGUACUGGCCUCAUCAUGUUACAAAUUUGAACCAACGAAAAUGUAUCCCUUAUCUAACCAAGAACAGCUUUGAUCUUUGUUUUUUGCUCUUCUGUUAGUGAAGUGGGGAAUAGAACCUCAAAUGUGACGUAUAAGUCUCCUUUCUUUGAGUGGAAGUGCAAAGGCAUCCACAGACGAUAAAAUAGUUACCCAUUCCCUGCUCUGGAUAAUAGUUUUACAUUGUCAUUUCCUGCUUUGGAUAAUAUUUUCCAUUCUCAUUUCCUUGUGGGUUUCCUUUCAGGGAUGCGUUACCUCUGUUCCCAAGCAUUCUAUUGAUGUUGUCCCAAUACAGAUAGUGUGUCACAAGAGCAGUGAUGAUAAGGACUUUAAUGAUGACAAGGUUUUCAGAUGUUUAUGGAGAAAUGCUCAGCAAGUAAUUGAAUCUACAAAGUCCUGUCCACCCAGUGCAAUAAAAUAUCAGGAUAACUUUUGUGUUUUCAUACGUGAGAUUUUGAGAAACAGUUCUCACCUCUUGACAGAUGAUGAAAAGGAUUUCAUCGAGCCGUUUACUUCGAUGUCAGAUGAUAGUCAGAGGCUAUUUGUUCGGCUUUAUACACGGAAAGGCCCAUGGUUUCGGCUGUCUGCUAUUUCAUACCCAGAAUUACUGGAUCCCCAACAAGCAAUGAAAGAGCUGUCUGAGACAGGGAAUACAUCUUGCUUUGAAACAAAUAACUGAUGAUGAUAUUAAGGAGAUCUUGGAUUUGCUCACUGUAUCUGAGCUACGUGAAAUCUUGUGCAUCCUUAAGCAGUCCAUUACUACCUAGUAUGGUUUUGCAUAGAACAGGAUCCUGUGUUAGGAUAUGUUCAAAUGCAGAGUCCUUUAUCUGGCGUGCUGAGAGGCUUUUCUUCCUGAAUGGUGAACAGGAUCUCUCAGCAUUUCUACUGGUGUAUUUGGGAAUUAUCAAGUAUCCAACUUACAAGUGCAUAGUUUCAGAACAAAUUUUCUCAGCUCAAGAUGACUUGCUUGGCUAUGAAGAGGCUAUUGAAGUGGCACAAAUAGUUGAUGAAGCUCUUGAUGGAAGCAACACUGGAUUCGUCUUAAAGUGCAUAAAAAUAGCUGAUUCCCAUUUAUCCAAUCCCGUUCAAUCCUUGACCUCUGAAUCAUGGCUCCAUUCCUUUCCCACUUUUCAGCAACAUUUGUCUACUCGAAAGUGGUUUUACUAGGAAUUAAUUUCUUUUCUUGAGCGUGAGCGUAGGUAUGCAUCUUGGAAUUUCAUAUCAUUGGUCAUAGCGAUACUUCUGCUGCAAAUUAUAUAUUAGUCUCUAUCGUUUUAGAUAGCAUGGUAUGGAAUCUUAUGCACUUUGCAUGUGGUAGCCAGAACUCAUUAUCGUUUUAUUUUUAAAAAUUUGUGAUCUCAUAUGCACGUUUUAUUAUUAGAAUCACUGCACACGUUGAACUAAAAACAACUGACAUUGCAACUCAUCAUAUCUGCUAUAUAAGGAAAAAAGUGUGGUAUGCAAGCAAUUAUAUUCCUUUGUAGAUAUUGGGAACUAAUAUUACUGUUGUGUAAAUAUGUUAUUUUUUGACAUGUUAUGAUUUUUUUGGUUCUUUAUUUCCAAAACAUACUUGUCUUUUGUCCACUGACUGCUCUUAGUACAGACUAGGAAGUCCUGAUUUUAGAGAUGUUUUCUAGAAUGCUGAUAUUCAAAGGCAGAUGACUGCUGUAGGGCUUGGCUAUGAAGAUUCUAUUUCAACAAGCAAACAUAAGCUACGUGAUUCAUUUCGCACACUAAUAAUGAUAUCUGAAUAUAAGCUGCCUGAACUAGAAGUAGAUCAUGUUUCCUACAUCAAGCAAUUAAGGACAUUUCCUCAGUCUCUUUCUUGUAUAUUUUAACUUCAAGGUCUUCCCAUGUGUGGUAUGGAUUCUGGAAAAUGAUUUGGCAGUUGG